CGAAUUACUGUCUAAUCCGUAACAUCAUGUGCCCUUUUCUUCUAAUCUAAAAGGACAAAACUUUAACCAACGCACGUAAGCAUAUACGCAGCAUUUCAACCCAAUCCCCUUCGUUAUUCCCAAAGCACAAUCGCUGUUGUUCUUGUUAUUAUCAGACCAAAUUUGGGUUUUUUUUCAUCGGACCAAUGGCUCAGCGUACUGGUGAGCUUGUGGGUGAAGUGAAUUCAGCACAUCAAUUAGACAACGAUGCUCUGUUUCGUUACUGUUCUUCACAUGUCGAAGGUUUCCCUGUUUCUUCCUCCAGAUUUUCCGUUUCUCAGUUUGGGCAUGGCCAAUCGAACCCGACAUAUCUUCUAGAAGUAGAGUCAGGUCAUCUAGUGAAAAGAUAUGUUAUGAGAAAGAAGCCCCCUGGGAAGCUUCUUCAAUCCGCACAUGCGGUCGAACGAGAAUUUCAGGUGCUUCAUGCAUUAGGUACUCAUACGCUUGUUCCUGUCCCGAAAGUGUUUUGUUUAUGUACGGAUUCGAGUGUGAUCGGAACUCCGUUCUACGUUAUGGAGUUUUUGGAGGGGCGGAUAUUUCUCGACCCUAUGUUACCUGGUGUGGCACCGGAUAGGCGGAGGGCUUUAUACCACGCAACCGCCAAUGCGUUAGCGUCUCUUCAUUCUGCUGACGUGGACGCUAUUGGUCUGGGAAGCUUCGGGCGACGGAACAACUACUGUAAACGACAGGUUGAAAGGUGGGCGAAACAAUACAUUGCUUCUACCGGUGAAGGAAAAUCCGAAAGGAACCCUAAAAUGUUAACGUUGAUCGAUUGGUUACGUGAAAAUAUUCCGUCUGAAGAUUCUUCCGGAAGCACGGCAGGUCUUGUCCACGGUGAUUUUCGGAUGGAUAAUUUGGUUUUUCAUCCUAUUGAGGAUAGAGUAAUUGGUAUUCUCGAUUGGGAGUUAUCGACUCUCGGAAACCAGAUGUGUGAUAUUGCAUACAGUUCUAUGUUGUAUAUUGCAGAUUUUUCACAGGGUAAAGUGAAACAUAACAACGGUUUUGAACUCGACAUUUCGGAAGGGGUUCCUUCUUUAGAAGAAUAUCUUGCAGACUACUGCUCUGCUGCCGGAAAACAAUGGCCUGUUGCCGGUUGGAAGUUUUAUAUCGCAUUUUCACUUUUUCGUGGUGCAUCAAUCUUAGCUGGUGUCCACAGUAGAUAUAUCAUGGGUAAUGCAUCGGGUGGAAAGCGCGCUCAAGAUGCAGGGGAAAAAGCCAAUGAUCUUAUACAAAUUGCGUGGUCUUAUAUACAACGGGAAACUGUUCUGUCGAAAAAUCCUCCAUCUGUUACAAAAGGAAAAGAUGAAGGGCUGGAAAGCGGAGGGCGAUUUGUUCCGAAUAAAAAAGUUAAGGAUUUAAGAGACAAACUGAUUAAAUUUAUCGAGGAACGUGUUUAUCCAAUGGAGCAAGAGUUCAGUAAGCUCGCUCAAUCGUCCAUGCGUUGGACGGUUCAUCCGCAAGAGGAAAAAUUGAAAGAGAUCGCAAAGAAAGAAGGCCUGUGGAAUCUUUUUAUACCUCUUGAUAGUGCCGCAAGGGCAAGAGAAAUUCUUUUCGACGGGAGAGGUGAUGACGCCAUUGGAACUGGAUUUCCGAACCAGUUGGGUGCGGGUCUCUCGAAUCUUGAAUAUGGAUACCUUUGUGAGAUUAUGGGUCGCUCUGUGUGGGCCCCACAGGUGUUCAACUGCGGGGCGCCUGAUACUGGAAAUAUGGAGGUAUUAUUGCGGUAUGGCAACAAAGAACAACUUCAAGAAUGGCUUAUUCCAUUGCUAAGUGGAACGAUUCGGUCCGGAUUUGCAAUGACCGAACCUCAAGUUGCGUCUUCUGACGCAACGAAUAUAGAGUGUUCUAUAAGAAGAGAAGGUGAUACGUAUGUUAUAAACGGAAAGAAAUGGUGGACGAGUGGAGCAAUGGAUCCCAGAUGCAAACUCCUUAUACUUAUGGGAAAAACGGACUUCAAAGCACCAAUUCAUAAGCAGCAAUCCAUGAUUCUUGUAGAUAUCAAUACUCCCGGUGUUAAAAUAAUAAGACCGCUUACCGUAUUUGGGUUUGACGACGCACCUCAUGGGCAUGCAGAGGUUUCAUUCGAAAAUGUUCGUGUUCCCGCUAAGAAUAUACUCUUGGGGGAGGGUCGAGGUUUUGAGAUUGCACAGGGUAGGUUGGGUCCGGGGAGGUUGCAUCACUGCAUGCGAUUAAUCGGUGCGGCAGAACGCGGGAUGCAGUUAAUGGUUCAAAGGUCUCUUCAACGAAGAACGUUUGGGAAAUUAAUAGCUCAGCAUGGUUCCUUUGUUUCUGAUUUAGCGAAGUGUAGAAUAGAAUUAGAGAAAACGAGACUAUUAGUAUUUGAAGCUGCAGACCAACUUGAUCGGUUUGGAAACAAGAAAGCUCGUGGGGCCCUUGCAAUGGCGAAGGUGGCGGCUCCAAACAUGGCGAUGAAGGUGCUCGAAACAGCAAUUCAAGUGCACGGUGCAGCUGGGGUGUCGGGAGACACGGUUUUGGCUCAUCUUUGGGCUACAGCGAGGACUCUCAGAAUCGCAGAUGGACCCGAUGAAGUUCAUAUAGGAACAAUUGCAAAGUUGGAAUUGAAGAGGGCUAAACUUUGAAGAAUUAAAAAGUAUGUCAAAUUUGUGUAAACAUAAAAGAAUAUAUUGAAGUAUUAUGUAAGUUGUUACUCCAUUUCCGUUGUGCCAAGAAUAAACUGUUGUUUUAUAAAAUAAAGAAGUUUAUAUAUUUA
Messenger RNA from Helianthus annuus (common sunflower), 2770 nucleotides. Its product is annotated as probable acyl-CoA dehydrogenase IBR3. Gene Ontology annotation, molecular function: oxidoreductase activity, acting on the CH-CH group of donors; flavin adenine dinucleotide binding. The record is from RefSeq and is a predicted model, not a curated record. The transcript has 17 exons. The coding region runs from base 186 to 2639 and encodes 817 amino acids. NCBI's taxonomy places the organism in Eukaryota, Viridiplantae, Streptophyta, Magnoliopsida, Asterales, Asteraceae.